AUGAAGAAGGCAGAAGGAGCCCUCGAGGUUGAUGACAUUGUGGACAAGUGCUUGGAAGUGAAGGGAGGAAAGCCUGGAAAACUUGUGAACAUCCCAGAGGCACAGGUCAAAGGCUUGUGCAGUGCUGCCCGCACAGUCUUCUUGGAGCAAAGUGCAUUGCUUGAGUUGGAAGCUCCCCUGAAGAUUUGUGGGGAUGUGCAUGGCCAAUACCAUGACCUGCUUCGCCUGUUCGAAUAUGGCGGCUUCCCACCUGAGAGCAAAUACCUCUUCCUGGGUGAUUAUGUGGAUCGAGGCAAACAAAGCCUUGAGACGAUCAUCCUGCUCUUUUCCUACAAGGUCAAGUUUCCUGAGAACUUCUUCUUGCUGCGAGGGAACCACGAGUGUGCUUCAAUCACGCGAAUCUAUGGCUUUUACGAUGAGUGCAAAAGGCGCUACAACAUCAAGCUUUGGAAGCAGUUCUGCGACGUCUUCAACUGUAUGUCUGUAUGUGCCAUCAUUGAUGAGAAAAUCAUUUGUAUGCACGGUGGAUUGUCCCCAGAGAUCACAUCUCCUGAUCAAAUCAAAAGGCUGGUGAGGCCAACUGAUGUGCCCGAUACUGGCUUGAUUUGCGACCUCUUGUGGGCAGAUCCGGAUAAGGAUAUUGCUGGGUGGGCUGAGAAUGAUCGCGGUGUCUCCUUCAUUUUUGGACCUGAUGUGGUAUCAACCUUUUUGCAGAAGCACGAGAUGGAUUUGGUCUGCCGAGCUCAUCAGGUGGUCGAGGACGGCUAUGAGUUCUUUGCCAAGCGCCAGCUCAUCACCCUAUUUAGUGCUCCGAACUACUGUGGUGAGUUUGACAAUGCAGGGGCGAUGAUGAGCAUCGAUGAGACACUCAUGUGCAGCUUCAAAGUCUUGAAGCCAGUGAAGGGCAAGAAAUAG
Durusdinium trenchii is the source of this 915-nucleotide messenger RNA. NCBI's taxonomy places the organism in Eukaryota, Dinophyceae, Suessiales, Symbiodiniaceae. The record is from the annotation of a GenBank genome assembly.